Messenger RNA from Durusdinium trenchii, 938 nucleotides. The record is from the annotation of a GenBank genome assembly. Lineage: Eukaryota; Dinophyceae; Suessiales; Symbiodiniaceae.
GGGGCAACGGGUUUCACGAACAACGCGAGACAUUGAUGAUCGGAUGAUAUCGAAUGAGCCAUGCCAAGCAAGAAUUCAAGCAUUCUGUCGACCGAUAUUGGAGCCAUGAAGUUUGUACCCUGUGUGAUCGUCACCUGGGGGGCCCUCUUCGCACAGGGUGCAGAUAUCCACGCGGCUGUUCGGGCGAAUGACCCAGCUGCAAUUCAAGCAGCUCUGGAUGAGGGUGAGGACAUCAACAAGAUCGGCCAGGGAGGGCAAACCCCCUUAAUGCACGGAGUGCUCACUGGAAACCCUGAGUCUGUGAAGUUCCUCCUGGACGCCAAAGCGGAUGCUUCGAUCCCGGAGAAGGAUGGCUACACUCCGAUGCACGGCGCUGGUUUCCAAGGCCGCUCGCAGAUCGCGCGGUUGUUGGUCGCACAUGGCUUAGACCCCCGUGACCGGCACACGGAUGGCUACACGCCGAUCCAUCGAGCGUGUUGGGGCAACGAGCAGCGCCAUGCAGAUACGGUGCGAGCCUUUCUUAAAGCAGGCGUUCCCUUUGACGAACUGUCAGACAGUGGGCAGAGCUGCAUGGACAUGACUGGAAAUGAAGCGACCAUGAAGUUGCUCAAGAAGCGAGCGGAGAAGGCAAAGAAGAAUCCUUCUGAUUCUGAGCUCUGAUGGGCCAGAAAUCGCUGCGGGUGACCAUGUGGGUGAUUGCAUCGGAGUGGGACCGAAGGUAGGGACCGUAGGGACGACCGAUUCUGAUGCGAUGCGAAGCCGCUCAGCCUGUGAAGGUUGUCACGUGACUCAUACAGUUUUGAGCUCUCCAUUGCUGAACGCGCAUGUCUGAGCCAUGCUCAAUGCCCGCACAUAUUUGUUGUGUGUGGAUUACCUGGAACAAAAGGCUCACGCAUGCUCACGCCUGCUCACGCCUGCUCACGUUGGCGGUGGAACAG